Messenger RNA from Nothobranchius furzeri (turquoise killifish), 9450 nucleotides. RefSeq names its product E74-like ETS transcription factor 1 (gene elf1). Gene Ontology annotation, molecular function: sequence-specific DNA binding; DNA-binding transcription factor activity, RNA polymerase II-specific. Gene Ontology annotation, cellular component: nucleus. The record is from RefSeq and is a predicted model, not a curated record. NCBI's taxonomy places the organism in Eukaryota, Metazoa, Chordata, Actinopteri, Cyprinodontiformes, Nothobranchiidae. Gene Ontology annotation, biological process: cell differentiation; regulation of transcription by RNA polymerase II.
UGCUUACAUAUCUUGGUGGCCUGCCUUUUUUCAGGGUGCAACAAAAGACUGUUUUUCAGCCCUCUUUCUGAGGUGGUCUGCUUCAGGCUGACCAGGGCCAACACACCCACUGCUGACAGCAAAUUCACACCUUCCAUUACAGCAAGCCUCUGAUUGGUGGGUCGAAUCAGCCCACAUGGGCUUAAGGUAUGUUCAAUUCAUUAUCAUUCAUUAUCAUGCUGAUUACAUAGAAGCUGAAAAUGUAUCUGACUGCAUUUCUUGCAUACCUAAGCAAGGAUGUGUGGAAUCAACCGGGCCAGGCUGGGGCCGACUGGAGCUAACCGGGCAGGGCCGACCAGGUACAGAUGGGAAUGGCCCAUAACUGUCAAGCAUAAAACUGCUGAGAGCGCUUCAUGUGAGAUGGAUCUAGUGCAAAGAACUUCAUAAACAUGUUUUGCAUCAACAUUAGAAAUGCAACUUAAUUAAAAUUGUCAUCAUAUGUCCCCUUUUGGGGGGAAAGUAACAUCCUAAAACUUGGCUUGUUUGUAGGCUGCAUUUUCCAAAUUCAUCAGCUCUUACUUGAGCUUACAUGCUGAGAUAACCAUUAGCUUUUGAAGCGUUUGUAAACAUUGAAAUGGAGAUCACAGUGAUUCAUGAUUUAGAAAUAACUACCAAAUGCAAUCUAGCCAAAUCAAAGGUUUGUUCACAUCAAACUGGAAGUCACAAUGAUUAUUUUACCUCAUGAUGCUGCAGGUAUUUUUGUAGCAACACAACACAAUCUAAUUAUUUACAUUGUUUGCUAUGUUUGGGGUCAUACCAUACCACUUUAUUUAUAUAGCGCUUUCAACACGGCAUUACAACCAUACAAAGCGCUGCACAAAAAACAAGCAAGAAAACACAAGUAAAAAAAAUAGUCAGGUAGAUGGAAAAUGUAAAAAGGAGCAAAAGAAAUAUAAACAACAGACUAUUAACAGUAAAAGCAAAUAAAACCAGUAAAAUCAUUGCAAGCAUGUUGCACAAAAAGUGGGCUUUGAGGUGUGCUUCUGUUGUUGGCCUUUAUUAUUCAAAGCAAGCACAUGAGAGGAACAAGUGACCUCCUUUUCAUUCUUAGGCAGCAAAGGAAAGGUGUGUCCUUUCAGAUAUGUCUACACAAAUCACACACCAACGUCUGCUCCAUGCAAUACACAAUCAUUGCAGGAAUAAAGCAAGAGCAUUUGCAUUGUGUGAUACCGGGCUUUUUGUGUUUUCACACAGAGGUUGGAUUUCAUUCCACUGACAUAUCUGCAGGCAUCUUCACUUUCAUCACUUAACCCCUGCAUUCAGUGAGGAGGGGAUUUGUUGUGCAGAUGGUGAGUUUGUACUUGGUGUUACAAAAGAUAAUUAGAAACGGAAUUAAUUGGUUUGAGAAGAAGUGAGGUUUUUCUUGCUGUUUAUGGAGACACUUCAACAAAGUAAUCACAUCAUUUAUUAUAACACUUGGUAAUAGUCUAAAUUUGGACCCAUCAAAGUGUCAGUCAAGCACCAACUCUACUAGAUCCAAUACAUUUAAAUCUAAUAGAAAUAACUACUCUGCUGACACUAAUUUGAUCAUGGUCUCAUUGUGUUUCAUUUUUGUCUUCAAAGAAUUUAGAUUGAUUGACUCUUAAAAUAGAUUUUCUCCAUAUUUGUCCUGUAAAACAUUUAUCAUAUUCAAAGUAGAAAGCCUUUUAAAGCUCUCAUUCACUCAUUAUUUCAACACAUUAGCUGUGGUCUCUAGUAUGAAUGAAUUCCUUGUCAGUGUUUUAGGGUGGUAAAAAAGCUCUGAUUCUCCUGUUUGAGGUAGUAGAAGUAAGGUAGAGGAGCUCAGGGGUGGGAAACUGCAGGGUUUGAGUUCUUACUCCUUAAUAUUCAUGAUAUGCAAACAUCUAGCCUCUGAUUGGCUAACAGCAAUGUGACUCUUAAGCAACCUUUGUUGGCUCUUUUUUCUUGAGUAAUAAAAACAACAGUGAUGAUUUAUCUCCACAAGUAACACAACCCUGAAGGAGUUCUGACGUGUUGUGGAGUUGCUAAUGCUAACGGUUAGCUUCUACUAGCCAAGAUGCGCUCUGCUUUCUCCUGGAUAGCAAACCGACAACAGCUUUCCACGUCGUGAGCCAAGAUGGGUGAGUCCAUGAUUGCUAACCCUGAGUGGCUUUUUAUGACCCGAGUGUUUCCUUGUCUACUUACUAUCGGCGGCUAACACAGGGAAUAGACCCCAGAAGACUGUUUUCACAUUCAGGCUGCAUACUAAACGCAGAGUGACCAAUCAUGUUUCACAAAGAAACCAUUGAACCAUUGAACAUCCACUUCCAAGCUGUAAUGGGGAAAAACAAAGUUGUAGUGUACAAUAUAAAUUAAAAUGGCCACUAUGCUUUUUAAAAUCAAAAUUGUCCUUCACUCAUUCACUAAAUUAGGGAAAAAUAAACAAUCCGUUCCUUUUUAUUAGCAAAAUUUCUUAUUUUCGUAUUGCUACAAUGAUAAAUCGAACUUUAAAUUGAUCAAGCCUUGUGUGUUAUUUCAGUUUUUAUUUUUUUUGUCAAAACAAAAUUCCCCUGCAUAAAUUGCAGUGAUGCACACAAUUAAUAUAGCCCAGCGCUGAAAAACAGACAAUGAUUUUCCCUGUAUUUGUGUGUGUAAGUCAAUUCAUCUGCUGCACAAAUCAACACAGCAGUGGUGGGGUGACGGUAGCAGAGGAGUUUAGCUCCCGCCCUGCUGCGGGAGGGUUGCAGGUUCGUGUCCCAUCUGUUGCUGUCGUUGUGUCUUUGGGCUUUGGUAUUAUCUUCUUAGACCAACUUUAAACAAUAACUUUUAAGUUGUAUUGCUUUUUCUUUGCUAGCAUUGGGAUUGCUUCUUAUUGACUAAUACUUUUGAUCCUGGAUGUCCAUCAUGUGACCCAUUAGGUUGAGAAAAAUUAUAAUGUCUGGCAGGCAGAGGGUCUUCUCUUGAAAUCUUGAAAGGACAUGCAGUUUGUACUUGUAACAUCCUUACUUUGCUGCUGUCAAGUUACUGUCUGAUUCAGUUGAAAACUGGGCGGUAGGAAAGAGAAAUGAUAUACUCCUAAUAUUCACUUCCAGAUAAAACCUGUUUAUCUUUCCUCUUUUAAAGGGGUACUUUACAACUUUUUCAUAUUUUAAAAUCAUUUUCAUGGGCCAGUACAUGCUAAAAUGACCCUUUACAGGCUUAAUGAAAGAAUGCCCAGCCCCUAUCGCCUUCUGUGGCCAGAUUAUUCCACUUGCAACUUGAGAGUGCUGGUCCUGUAUGUUGGAGCUGACAUAUCUGGCGCUUCAGUCUGGUUCCGGCACAUUUCCUGCAUGUUUUGGAUCAUGAGCACAGCUGAGUUGUUUAAUUUGUUGAUAAGCCACUCAUGUAGACACCAAAGAAGGUUGGGGAGACAUUUCAGCUGUUAGAUUAAGGUUUCAAAAAGACAAAUGCACAGCGAGGAGAUAGAUUUUGCUUUUGGCUCUACAAACAGACACUGGGGGGUGCCAAAAGCAAGCUAAAACUGCCUAGUUGCUCUUUAAAGACAGUCUGUCAGGCAUUCAGCUUUAGAAAAUUUCUUCUUUUCAAACUUUCAAAAACAUGCUAAAACAUGUAUAUUAAUAUUGAACCUUCAUCUGGACUCUUGGUUAUCUCUAAACACUAAUUACAACUGAUUCAAUUCAUCCUUAAUAUUUUGCAAGGAUGCAAAAAACUCACACCUCUCCCUUAAUACUUGGAAAGUUUAAAAAUAGGCAAAAACACAACCGUUGAUGCUUUUGGACUGUGUGCUUUUUUUGGUAUUUGUCCAGGAUUUUACCCGUGCUGCGAGGUUUAUUAAACAAGCCAAGAAUAGUUUUGUCCAAGGCUUAAGGGACGUGGCUGGCAUUUACAAAGAUGGGUGAUGAAUGGAGCUUGUUUUGGCAUAACUUUUCCUCACGAUGUGGUGAUCAGUUUUCCCUGAAACAAACAGCUGUUGUUGAUCCAGAGUUAUAGAGGGCUGAAGGAAGGCCGGAAAUAAUUGAUGUGAUAAUCGGAGCGCUUGGUGGACAUUGAGAGGCUGAUUUGUACGUUCAUAACAAACAAACCCUUCCGCUGUUGAUAGUCAGUUUAAAAUGUUAAUCUUUGUUCUUUUUAUUAACAUCAUCAAGCAAAUGUUAUAUUGUCGUCAAACAUAGCAGGUGGGGUGUUUGGGUAAAAAACACGUAUAAAUUAGUGUUCUAAGUGUGAAGACACAGAGUGCUCGGAACUCACCGCAAACCACCACUUCCUGUUUGCUUAAGUGUCUUUUCUGAUAGAUUCACAUCAUGUCUCUACCAUAUCAACGCAAAGCUGUUCUAAAAAUGCCUCGUGCUUUCUAAUCUCAUCUGUGACAUUUGCUCCAUGUUUUAAUAACAUGUUUAUUACUAAUGUCAAACAACUGAGAAAACCUUGUGUUUGUAGUUUAAACGUGUUUUUCUUUAGAACGACUACUCGCUGGAGGAAGAGGGGGAUGAGGAGGGACAUGGGGCACUUGCUCCAGCCUAAACCCUUCUCCUUACCUCCCACAGUUGGUUUUAUGAGCUUUUUUUUUACAGCAGGGAGAACAAAUUACUUCACAGUCAGUAACUUUGACUGCAUAACUGACACAGUUAAAAGACUCACAAUGCAUUGUAAAUAUUUUAAUGGGACACAGAGAGAUGUGAACUUUAUCUCUGAGCUGCCAUACAGAUUUUAAUCGCCUUGCCUGGCCCAUAUUGUAUGGUCAAAGUCUAAAGUGGGUGCAUACCUGUUGAGCUGUUUACUUCUGCCUCUGCAGGAGAAACCUGUUGAUCGUCUUUCAGGCCGUUCUAGGUGUGGCUUUCUUGUUGGCCCUCUCUGCUCCUCCCUCCACCCCCACACAACCUCAUCCAAUCCCCUCCACCAUCCCAACUCACCUGAAAGGAUUUGCAUACUGGCCGCUGAUUGGCCAGGUUAAGGCAAAGCGCCUCGAGCCGUUUCUACCAAUGGCGACAGUGCUGCGUGACUCAUAGGGAGAGGACAAGUUGCUUCACUACACUUCUCCUUUUUCUGUUUCAAACAGCAGCCAUUGCAUUCUCUUGAGUUUCCUCCCUCCUGUUGUCCAAUUUAGUUUUGUCACUGUGAGAAAGACGUGUUGGUCCAGUCCACCCGUCUUUUUGACAGCAUUCUCCUCAUCUUGGAUUAUCCCAGUUCCGCCUUCUGUUUGUUUUGUCUUUAUGUUUCCAAUGGUUUCUGCGAUCGACACUUCGAUUGCCAUAAUGGAUCUUGUCACCCGAACCCUGUGUCUUUGAGGUGUAGAUGCUCCAGGCGCAGUGGGGCCCAGCCUCUGUGUCAGAGCGGGACGAGGCUGCUCCCACCUGGGCCACAGCACGCCACUGAACCACACGACGAAACACAGAGGCCAUUUUGCGAGGUGAAGCUGAGUGAAGCAGAGAAGGCGGAGGAGUAGUCACAGUGGAGAUAUUUUAGUCGACUCCCUGCCCUCUGAUCUGCACCGCGAUGACGACUGCGGUCCAGCCCAGCGAACUGGUGUUUGAAUUUGCCAGCAACGGGAUGGAUGAAAUCAGUCAGCUGGAUGAUCCGUCGGUAUUCCCAGCUGUGAUUGUCGAGCAGGUGCCUGCGACCGACCUGUUGCAGGUCUACUCAGGCCUCGAUUCUGAUGAGGUGGCGAAUGGCAUCAUGGUGGAUACCACUCUCCAUGUAGUGGAGGAGCCCUCCAUCCUAGCAGGGGGUGUGGACCUUUCAGAAACGAACGUGUCUGGUGCAGAGGACAGCAUGGAGACGAACGAAGCAGCAGCAGCUCUGCUCAAUAUGGAGUCUCCCAACAACAUCUUGGAUGAAAAGCGUAUGAUCCACACCUACAAUGCCCUGCUGGAGUCAGAAAUGGCAUACGCCCCGUUGAGGCCUGACCAAAUGGACAACGUUUCUCUUGACGUGUCCCUAGAUGAGGAGACGUCAUCCAUGGAUGAAAUUCCUCACAAGUAUCCCUUAAAACCUCAGAAAAAAACCAAAGUGCGAAAGCCGCGGGCGGUGCGUCCCUGCUCUCCUAUCACCACCCCUAACCUGCCACUCAGGAAGAAGAGCAAAGAGGGCAAAGGCAACACCAUCUACCUGUGGGAAUUCCUCCUGGCUUUACUCCAAGAUAAGAACACCUGUCCCAAAUACAUCAAGUGGACACAGCGCGAAAAAGGCAUCUUUAAGCUGGUGGACUCCAAGGCUGUUUCAAAGCUUUGGGGCAAACACAAGAACAAGCCUGACAUGAACUACGAGACCAUGGGGAGGGCUCUCAGGUACUACUAUCAGAGAGGCAUUCUGGCUAAAGUGGAGGGGCAGCGGCUGGUCUAUCAGUUUAAAGAGAUGCCGGCGGACCUGGUGGUGAUUGAGGAUGAGGACACGGGUUCUGAUGUCAGUGAGAACCAGAGAUCUGCCAACGGGAGAUCCGGGGUGCGCGGAGGGUCGAAAGGCCACGGAAGGGCUCACAGCGGACACCACAUCUCAGUGAAACCGAUGAAAAAAGAGCAAAUUGAUGAUCUUUACCAGGAAGCUGGACAGGCUGAGCAGCUCCUUCGCUCUGUUCACCUUUUGCAUGAGAAUCAAGGAUCAAGCAUUCAUGAUGCAGCUCAGGCUGUGAGGACCAUCAGCACUCCUGUGUCGGUUCCAAUGAUGCUGACAUCUUCCGGCUCCAUGCAGUCUGUUCCUCUCACAACUGUUCUGGCCAACGGGGACUCCAGCCACUCCUCCCCUCCUCGGGUUAUCCUCCACACCAUCCCCUCCACGACUGCGGGUGGUAAAGAAGUUCUCACCAUCCAGACAGCCUCUUUAGCAGGUGGAGCCAACAGCAUGCAGGACAGCCUCCCGCAGCAGCUUCUGGUCACCAAUCUGGGCCCCUGUUCCAUUUCCUCCGCUGCCUCCCAUUGUACUUCCCCUCCAGGAGUCAUUAGUUCCACCACCUCCAGCCUCAACGGUCUCCCCCGCCUCGUCACCAUCAACACCACCAAUGGGCAGACCAUGGUGGCGCAGCAGCCUGGCACCGUAAUUGCCACUGUGCUGAAAUCCAGUGACCUCUCUGGGCUGCCGGUCAAAGAGGAAAUGCUUGACCCCAGCUACUUUCAUUCGAUGGUGAAUGGCGAUCCAUCACUGGCGGCACAUACGUUUGAGAAAGAAGAGAUGGAGGUGGGGGAGGCCGAGCUGCAGUACAGGACUGUUAUCAUCGAUACCAGUCAAAGCCACGGGGUUUCAAAUGAAACGAUAAUAAAUGGACAUUACUCCCAAAGCGGCAGCCCCAGUGAGGGCCUGACCCCCGUGGAGGAGCUGGAGGUGCGUGGGGAGAUGUCCCUGCAGCCUGAGCAGGGAAUCAAAAGCCUGCAGGAGCUGCCGCUGUCUGUUCAGCUGCCUGCAAAUUUUAUCCAGAUAAAAACCGAGCCUGCAGAGGCUUAGAGCUGUGGGACUCUUCCACACAAACCAUUAAGUAACAGUUGAAUUUAUUGUGACCAUAGACUCGAUAUUCUUGUUUUUUUUCUUCCUACCGCGAAGAUCUGAUUGAAAAUCAGAAGUGAGGGAUCUUGCAUCGUGUUGCUCCUAAACGUUGGUCAAUUCAGCCUCAGGAUUUAUUGUUUACUCACAUUUUGUGACAAUGUGCCUAAUUUCAAAAAUCUAGGGAGUAAUUAGUUAUUUUUUCAUAAGUUAGCUGUCAGAUUUAAGUAUGAUCUCCUGCAGACACAAAUCUCAACACAAACUGCUUCUGUAGCAGCUAUUGGAUGAGUUUGGGAUCUCUGUCUACCAAAUGUGCCAGUUAGUUAGUUUUUUUUUUUAAACUUUCGUCUAAUCGAACUCAACAGAGGAGAACCAAAAACGAGGACUGAAUGCCAAACGGUGACGUGUCUGAAGACUGAAGCGUGGGUAUAUUUUCUCCUUGGACUUUCUGAGGGAUAAAUGUUGGUUAUAUCUGAUCUUCAAAAAGGAAAAAAAAAACAGAAAGACAUCUCAGAGUUUAAUUGAAGAGUGCCUUAUGACAUGUUUAGACAACUCAAGAGUUAGUGGUUGAUUUUUCUUUGUUUCAGACAGUUAAGUACUUACUAUUCAUUUGUUUUGCUAUAAACAGAGUAUGUAUGCAAAUACUCUGGAUUAGAUUUUGCCUUAAGACAUUGUGCUACUAUGUAAAUGGGCAUUUUCUGUCCACCAAGGAUGGCGUAACGUCAAGACUUUGUAUAGAGCUACAACCUGGAGGCACGACAACACAGGGGAUGGAACAGAGGCAGAGUAUGCAGGAUAAGAGGUAUUUUUAUCAGCCUCUGUCUCCGAAGUUUAAAUCCUGUUAAUAGAAAAUAAAAUAUAUAUGAAUCUAUAAUUAUAUAUGUAAUGUAUGAAAUGCAACUGAAAUUCAAUUUUAAGGCCACAAAAAUGUAUUUAUUUUGUGAAUUCCUAAAUUCUGUACAAAACGAGGCACAUUUGUUUUCUCUUUCCACGCGAGGGAAGAUUCAGAGUAUGAGUGGUGAAAACAGGAAGCUAAUUUAGUUUAUUUUCCUCAUGUGUAGCAUUCCAUGAUAUAACCAGCGGAAUUCCCAACAUUCAUUAUUCUGUCUUCUUUCUGUGAAUACUUGCUACAUCUGAUUUGAAUAUUUACUGAAUGUGCUUAUUUUGUUCCCACUUUUCAGCAGAUAAACGUUUUUUUUUCCAUCAGUAAAGUAGUCCAGGAUACGCAUUCAGAAUAUUAUGUUUUGUUUAUUGCAUAGUGUAUCAAUUGUAUCAAUCAUUACUGUUUAAACUCUUUUAAGGGGAUUUCUUUCUUUCUUUUGGACACAAAAAAGCCUCUUUUUAAAAAAUGUCUGCACUUUUUAAGUUUAUUUCCUUCCUCGUUUCCACCCUGUUGUCUCACAAGACUUGUCUGUGCUUUCUGGUUUUUUUUUUUUGUUUUUGUUUUUUUUUGGCUGUCCCUUAAGAACCUCUCAGGCCAGCCAUCUGAUUGGCUCCCUGUUCCUGAAGGAAUGAAGCCAUAUUGAUUCCUGAAGGGUAUCAAGGCUAAAUUGGUCGUAGUUUCCAGCCAGACUGUAGCUGUGAAGCGAGCUUGUUCAGACAUUCUGACCUCCACCCUCAGCACAGGAGUUAAAGGCUGCUUUACAACCUCAUCAGCCAAAGAUCUCCACAUCUGCAGGCACUCUGAAUGUACGCUUGUGUUUUAAAGCACAUGCUGGUGCAAAUGUUUGGACAAUCAUUAAUUACACUGGUUGAUUUAUGUUCAAAUCCCUCAGGCUUUCAGCUGGAGUCUGCUUUCUUACAGCUUCUUUUUUAGGUUUCAUAUUGUAUAUAUUCUUAUACGUAGCUGGCUUUAUUUUCUUACAACACCACUGUUUUCUGUCAAAUGUUUGUCCACUGCACGCUUUUUGUUGCUUCCAUUGUCCUGGGUUACUUUAUGCUGAACUUAGAAAAGAUUUUUAAGAAAAAGUCAAUAUGCUAAUUAAAAAAACUUUCUUUGCUGGC